UCGCACGAGAAAUGGCUGAAGUCCCAGGAGAGGCCACACAGACGGGCACUGCCCUUCUGGAGAAGGCCACUGCAGUCCUCGAAGGCUUCGGGCCCAUCAAUUCCAUACACCAGCACCUAUGCGCGUUCCACUUCUAUGGAGACAACAUGGCCCGACAGGUACAAGCCCACCACUACUGCUCCCACCCAAGUGAGGAUAUGAGGCAGUGUCUCAUAUACGACAGCCCUGAUGCGGAUGCUCGACUGAUUGGCGUGGAGUACAUAAUUUCCGAGAGCCUGUUCUUGACACUUCCUGACCAGGAGAAGAAGCUGUGGCAUUCGCAUGAGUACGAGGUGAAGAGUGGCACACUCUUCAUGCCCGGGGUUCCCGGCCCCCUCCAGCACCGAGAAAUGGAGAAACUUUGCAAGUCGUAUGGCAAAGCCAUCCACUUUUGGCAGAUUGAUAAGGGCGACUCGCUCCCGCUCGGCCCACCUAGCCUUAUGUAUGCUCUCACUACUGAUGGCCAGCUUGACACCCAGCUCGCUCGAGAGGCGGAGAAGCGUUUCGGAAUCAACUUAGAGGAGGAAAGGAAGAAGAGGGAAUACAUGAAAGGCCCUGACCAUGGCAUCCACCCUCUUGCAAAUGGCUGGUCAAGCGGCAAGGGUUUGAAGUUCAAAUUGAGAGAGACCGAAUGUCUUCCAUCUCCUUCCGCUACUGGAAUUACGAGAGUUUUCGUCUAAACAAAACAAACAGAGGAUUGCAGCCUUGUAGAAGAUCUAUACACUUGUUCUCUUCUGUAUUUUCUGCAAAUGAAUGUUGCUAAGUUUUUGCAAAGAGCUACGGCCCUGUAAAUGUGUGUACGUGCGUAUUAUCGUGCAUAUAUUUGCCUUGUAUUUUCAUGUUUUAUUGUUGAUUGUUAU
Messenger RNA from Amborella trichopoda, 899 nucleotides. Its product is annotated as oil body-associated protein 1A. Lineage: Eukaryota; Viridiplantae; Streptophyta; Magnoliopsida; Amborellales; Amborellaceae. The record is from RefSeq and is a predicted model, not a curated record.